This is a messenger RNA of Helianthus annuus (common sunflower), 2151 nucleotides long. RefSeq names its product long chain base biosynthesis protein 1. The transcript has 14 exons. NCBI's taxonomy places the organism in Eukaryota, Viridiplantae, Streptophyta, Magnoliopsida, Asterales, Asteraceae. Gene Ontology annotation, cellular component: endoplasmic reticulum. Gene Ontology annotation, molecular function: serine C-palmitoyltransferase activity; pyridoxal phosphate binding. Gene Ontology annotation, biological process: ceramide biosynthetic process; sphingosine biosynthetic process. The record is from RefSeq and is a predicted model, not a curated record. The coding region runs from base 497 to 1960 and encodes 487 amino acids.
AUGUCUUUCCAAAUUGGAAAGACUAUUAUCAGGCAAAAAAAACCCUAUUUUCCCUCCCCUCCCCUCCCCUCCCCCUGUUAAGUGGAUCUCUGGAACACAGCAUUAGGGUUGAGUAUCAUCAACCACGGGUCUCCGCCACAGAGUCACAGGCCUCCGCCCUCCGCCCUCCGCCCUUCGCCAUCUCCUACGCCACAGACCCACACCAGCUGAUUUAGGUUCUUUCGCCGUCACACCCAUCAGAUCUUUGAUUUUCAUCGCCAAUCACUUCAAAACAGUUCGAUUAAGAAGAAAUUUCACCUUCUGGCGAAAGUUGCAGAUUCAAUCUUUGUGAAUGAUUUGAAGAUACUCAUUGUUCUGCAGCAGCUUGACGCCAUCCUUUGCAAAUAUAUAAACUUGUCGACUGGUACUGGGAGGGAUUGAGAUUUUUGAGGUGUAAUGCACUAAAAAGGAGACGCCUUGUGUGCGUGCGAUAUUAGUCGUGUAAAGUAAUAGCAAGAUGGAUUUAGCAAACUAUGUUCCGAGUGCUUUCACGGGUUUGAUGAAGAAUGCAUCUGAAUUGAUCACAUUUGCAUAUGAUGUACCGUUUGCUCGGGCUGUUGUUUUCGGGGUGCCCAUUGGAGGCCAUCUGUUUGUAGAAGGUCUACUGUUAGUAGUUAUCAUAUUCUUACUAUCGCAGAAGAGUUACAAGCCACCUAAACGCCCUUUAACGACGAAGGAGAUUGAUGAACUAUGUGAUGAAUGGGUGCCCGAGUCUCUUAUACCAACUGUAACCGAAGAGAUGAAAAAGGAAGUUCCAGUACUGUUAAGUGCUGCAGGAACUCAUACAAUAAUCAACGGCAAAGAAGUGGUUAACUUUGCUUCAGCAAAUUACCUAGGCUUAAUGGGUCACGAGAAGUUACUUGAUUCAUGUACUUCCUCUCUAGAGAAAUAUGGUGUUGGUUCUUGUGGUCCCCGUCAAUUUUACGGAACCAUUGAUGUUCACCUUGACUGUGAAACGAGAAUAGCGGAGUUUUUGGGAACUCCUGAUUCCAUACUCUAUUCUUACGGACUCUCAACUAUGUUUAGCGCAAUUCCAGCAUUUUGUAAGAAAGGAGAUAUCAUUGUUGUAGAUGAAGGUGUGCACUGGGGGAUACAGAAUGGCUUAUACUUGUCAAGAAGCACAAUUGUAUACUUUAAGCACAACGACAUGCAAUCUUUACAAAGUACGCUUGUCAAAGUAACUCAAGACAACAAGCGAGCUAAGAAACUGAGACGCUACAUUGUUGUUGAAGCGGUAUACCAGAAUUCUGGUCAAAUUGCUCCACUUGAUGAGAUUAUCCAACUGAAGGAGAAGUACAAGUUUCGUGUUUUGUUAGAUGAAAGCAACUCUUUCGGUGUGCUUGGCAAAUCUGGUAGAGGUCUAACUGAACACUACGAUGUUCUGGUUGAUAAGAUAGAUAUAAUAACUGCUGCUAUGGGACAUGCAUUGGCCUCAGAAGGUGGGUUUUGCACCGGGAGUCACAGAGUUGUUGAUCACCAACGCCUCAGCAGCUCAGGCUAUGUGUUUUCUGCAUCUCUUCCCCCAUAUUUGGCAAGUGCUGCAGUUGCUGCUAUCGAUGUUAUAGAGGAAAACCCUCAACUCAUAACGAAGUUACGAGAUAAUUCCAAAUUAUUAAGUACAGGAUUGUUGGGAAUAAAAGGCCUGGAACUUGCAAAUGAUAUAAUGUCACCGCUUGUAUUCCUCCGACUUAAAAACUCCACUGGGUCAUUGAAGAGUGAUCUUCAAGUACUUGAAGAUCUUGCUGAUCGGGUAUUGAAGGAACACUCGGUUUUUGUAACAACUUCAAAAAGGUCGUUUGUUGAUAAAUGCAAUCUUCCUGUCGGGAUUAGGAUAUACGUCUCAGCUGCUCACACAGAAUCUGAUCUUCAGAAAGUAUGUGAAUCAUUGAAGAGCGUUGCCGCUUCAUUAUUCACGGAUUAAAUCUACUCGCUACGGUAUAACACCUCAUACAUGAACAAAUUGUGUGAAAGAAAAAUUUAAAGAAUUGUUUCUUCAUAUUUUUAGCCAUGUUUUAUUUGAUUUCUUGACAUGCUAGUUGGUUUUUGUUCAUAUGCCUUUGUUUUGUAAACUUUAAAAUUACAGACUUACAGUUAAUUUAUGUCAAUUUCAUA